UUUUUGACAUAUACGGCUAAAAUUAAAUGAAAAUCAAUGAUCAUAAUCUGCAUUCAAACUGAAAUUCUUAUUGUUGGUUGCCUUUGUGUAAUUUCUCCUUUUUCUUUUCUUUUCUUUCCAGGUCAUCCUGUUCAGUGUCAGGCUAAGAGUGAGGAGAAAUAGAUUAGGUAGAUGACUAGUUAACAUGCAUCCACAAUGUUCAACUGUAAAUUCGUUGGCUGUGAGCAUGUGUCUGAGAAUGUGUGUAACUAUGUUUAGUACACAAAACUGCAUAGCAAUGCCCCCAAUUAUCACUACCAGUGUGGGGUGCCUGACUGCUCACGGAGGUACAGAAAACACACGGGACUGCAAAUUCAUAUGUAUAGGCAGCAUAGGUCCUACCUGCAGGCUGCUGGGCCUAUACUGCCUGACACAUCAGCUCUACCACCCUUGAAAUGCUUGAGGCUUGUGCAUUUAAGUGUGACACUUUGGCCUCUCUUAUUAAACAUUUGAAGACGCACAUAAGGGGAGGAAUGGUAACUAGAUGUCCAUUUAGAGGUUGUGAUUGCACGUUCACACACGUGAUGACUUUUGCUUCACAUAUUUCCAGAAAACAUAGAUGUGCAUCAUGUGCAGUAUUCAGAGGCUGCCGAGGAACACGCAGCACCUGAAAAUAGUCCCCGUUGCAUUCUACGGGGACUAUUUUCACGUGCUGCCUAAUAUCACUGCGCCCAUGGUACGUUUGCAACGUUCCUUGAUUAUUACGCCAGAAUGAGAGUAUAGUUCCAUGUCACAUCAGCCUAGAAAAUUGCCAUGUUUCAUUUUCCGCUAGUUUUAUUGCACGUUCUAACUUGAGAAGAGACAACUUUUAAAUAGGAAAAAUUCCGGAAAUCUUAGUCAUUUUGAGGGUGAGAUGCUAAUGGUCUAAUCCGAUCCAAUGAUCUAUGCUAGACUGGAGCUAUACGUGGUAUUGCUUAAUUCCCCAAAUGGUGGAAUAUCCCUUUAAUUAGUUUGAUAAAAUACACCUGUGUUUACAAAACUAUUACACUGUAACAUAACUUCUGUGGGAUGGGUCUAUUUAAACAGUCACAACAGGGAAUCGAACUGCUGACCCUUCAGUCAUGAGACGACUUGCUCCAACUUCUGAGCUACAACCGUCCCCAAUAGUAUUGUUACCCUGUGAUGCCCACUCCUAGGUGUGUCAAGUGGGGCCCAGCAGAUUGGCCAGAGGGGGAGACCGAGGCAACGUUGGAGAAUAUGAAGAGGGAUCUGCUGAACAUCUACUCAGAGGAAGGAAUGAGUGGGGCAGGGAGAGCAGAACCAAUGAUGGAAAAGACAUACGUCAUCCUGCGGAAAUACCUUAACAAAGUGCCUGCUGCAGCGAUGUCUGAGAUCAAACAGGAAUGGCCAUUUCUCUUCUCUCAGAAAUGCCUAUCCUCACACUUUGGCCUCCUGACGGACGUCGAUGUCCUUCAGAAGCUACAGGAGGCAAUUAGUCGACGAGGACAGACCAUCCUGGAUUACUGUGCAACACUGGACAACCCCAAGAUCUGUGAUGUUCUGGCCUGCUAUGAUCCAGACUCUGACAAGGCUGCCUGCAUCCUGCUGCUCCUAAUGUUGUACUUCAAAGAGCCGAAAGAGAGUUUGAUGCUUGCAGUUGAUCCAUGUGCCACUGCUGUGGACGUCAAUACUGCAGAACUCCCCAGCACCCCCUGCUUGAUCAUUCAAGGUGACAUGAUGAAGCCCUCUGGAUGCUUAGAGGGACAUGUCGUGAUGGGCCCCACCCUUUUUUUACACGGAGUAGCUGCUUUCUUCAGCAGCUAUUACGUCUUCAACCUUGAGUAUCCUGCCUCUGGAUCGUCGACGCUGGAGUUCAUUCAAAGGUGCUUCCUGGGCAUCAAUCCUGAAAGAGGCUCAAAGACCAAGAAGCGGACAACAUUGAACCCUCAUGUGAGCACCCUUUUGAGGAAACUUAUUGACUUUGAGUGGGCAUCAUAAUUUUUGUUUUUUGCAGCGGUAGUUGUCAGGCUCAGUUUUGAGUAGCCUUGUUCUUUUUGUAAUUUUUCAAGACAACUUUGCACUACAAGAUUUUUACACAAUGCUGUUGCAUGUGGACUCAUUAUAAUGUUUGAGACUGAGAGGAGCGCCUCACCCCUUUAAGACAUUCCUUCAUCGCUCUCUCCCUUGCUCUCUUAUAUUGCCAUGAAGGCCUCAUUCCCAUCCUGUCCAUUACUGUUAUUGUGACACAGCUAGUUGAAUAGUUGAAUUGCAAGUUUGCACAAUUUCUCUGCAUUUUCUGCAUUUUAAGAUGGCUUUUAUGACUAGAAAGUUGAAUUUCUUGAACUCUUGAAGUUCUUGGCAUCUGCUGCACAUUGAAAAAUAUUUAUUUGUUAAUAAAUAUGCCAUUGGGCUAACAUUGAA
Messenger RNA from Micropterus salmoides (largemouth bass), 2400 nucleotides. RefSeq lists its product as uncharacterized. The record is from RefSeq and is a predicted model, not a curated record. Lineage: Eukaryota; Metazoa; Chordata; Actinopteri; Centrarchiformes; Centrarchidae.